AUAACGACAUCCACUCAUGUGCUGCGGCGUCUUGGAAGGAAAACACAUUGAAAAGACCAGCACCGUUUCUCAUGUGCAUGCAUCCAUAACACGAGCGUAUCCACGACCAAGUGUGUGUUUUCAUGCCAAAUUCGCGAGUCCGAAAGCGCACACGCGAACUCGAAAACGAAGAAGGAAAGAGCACGCUCUGGAGCACAGUCAUCCCGUCGCCUAUAUUCCAUCGAUCGCAAAAGCUCCCUGUGUAGCACACGCAGUACCCGCUAUGAAGCGAUGCACCGCGAACACUUUUUCUUUUAAACUCGCUUAUAUUGAUUCAUUUUUUGUGUCAACACGGAGAAAAUAUAACAUAAGGCGGAGGGAGAAAAAAACACUGUGGCAAAUGCCUCGACCGAGUCUAGUGUAAUUUAAAGGCAUGCGAGCAAUUAGCUGGUUAUCGGAAAAUCCAACCGCGAGCACAGACCCUGAGGGGAGAGAGGCACGCUGCAAAGUAUGCGAGUGCAACUUGAGAGCUCAUCACAUGGAUCUCCUUCGACAUAGUCACACGGCUGCUCAUAAAGCCAAAAUGACAAACAUUGAUACGUCGCGUCAGCCGGUUCUUGCUAGCAUGGGAAAGAUUCAAAGUAGCUUCAUUGGAACAAAAAAAAUGGAUCUUCGUAUGGCUGUACAUAUUGCUGCACAUUCUUCCAUUCGAAGUAUUGAUCACCUUUCCGAAAUUUUGAGAACAUUGGACAAGGGAUCUUCGUUGGAAAACAUAAGCCUUCAUCGAACUAAGUGUUCAAAACUGAUAAAAAAACGUCAUAGCCCCAGCGAUGUUGACUGAGCUUAUUCGACACGUCGGAAAUCAAGGGUUUUCGUUAAUUGUCGAUGAAUCGACCUAAAUUUCGAACAAUAAAUAUCUGGCAUUCAUUAUCAGAUAUUGUAGCGAGAAAAAAGGCCGAAUUGUCAGCGAAUUCCUGAGAUUUGUCGAUGUAGAAAGAGCAACUGGUCAAAAACUUUUUGAUUCCACCGUAGAGUAUCUGAAUACAAUCGAAUUAGAUAUCAAAAAUGUUAUUGGUAUUGGAACAGAUAGGGCAAGCAACAUGUGCGGAAUUCGUAAUCCUUAUUACACGCUGUUCAAAGAAAAGGUGAAAGAGUCUUGUUUAUGGCGUUAAUUAAAAAAGAUUUUUUUUCUUCGAUAAUCUUAUUAAGCCUUUUUCCAUGUUUUUUUUAUUAUUCAUUAAUCCAUUUAAUGAUUAAAAAAAUUGUUAAAAUUUGUAUUUUGACCUUAGAUUUUUUUGCUGACUUUGUAAAUAAAUGAUAGCGUAUACAAUGGAAAAAUUUCAAGAAAUCUCGAUUAUUGAUAAAAGAGUAUUUCACAUCAUACGAAUAAAAUGUUAAGAUUGGAGAUUGAAUCGAUAAUUGCAUGGUUUCAUUAUAACGUUUU
Molecule: messenger RNA, 1423 nt
Organism: Venturia canescens
Lineage: Eukaryota; Metazoa; Arthropoda; Insecta; Hymenoptera; Ichneumonidae
Exons: 3
Coding region: 413-820 (135 amino acids)
Source: RefSeq, a predicted model, not a curated record